UUCUUCGAUUUUUCAUUUUGCCCGCUCACGGGCGCGCGCCGACUUUCCUCGUGUCCCUUAUCCUCUAUGUGUGUGUGUGUAUGUCGGCCUGCAGACACGCGCCUGUGAUAAUGUGACGUUCUCUCGAAACUCAGCUUGGACGAUUUCGAAUAUGUGUGACUUCAGCUGGUGUGUGGUGAAUUGCAGUGAUAUGAGUGCGUGCGAGUUAUAAAAGGCAUCGAUGUUGGAGCUUUCGUCGAGUGUACUUUUCUGAAGAAUCAAGAGUUUCAGUCGCCGACAAUAAUGCCUAGAUUAGUUUGGCUGGAGCUAACUUUUAUUGCUUUAAUUUUAACUGGUGCAAAAUGUUUGAAAAACGUUAGACUGGAAGUAAGCCCACAGGCAGUGGAGCAAGGCCAGGAAGCGACGCUCAGGUGUUUCUACGAAUUAGAGGAGGCGCCCCUCUAUUCGCUCAAGUACUACCGGGGCUCCUUUGAAUUCUACAGAUAUUCACCCAGCGAAAAUCCCUCGACGAAGAUCUUCAACUUUUCUUGGAUCGAUGUUGACCCGGAGCUGUCGAACGAGAGCCAAGUGACGAUUCGGAACGUCGAUUUUCAAUUGGCCGGCAACGUCAGCUGCGAAGUGACCACCGAUGCGCCGACUUUCUCCACGGCUAGCAGCACAAAAACCCUCAGUGUCGUUUCUAUACCGAAGGGUAAGCCUGUCCUCGCCUCGGAACGCAACCGCUACGAGCCUGGAGAGACUCUGAGGGCCAACUGCAGCAUGCCAUUGUCGAGGCCACCGGCACAAAUGUACUUUACGCUCAACGACGAUUUGGUCAGCGAGGCCUACGUCAGCCCCGUGAGUCGCGAAAAGAAGCUGCAGCGAGGCCAGAAACACAGCGGCGCAUCGAUGGCCAGGUCCGUGGGAACGACCGAUCGAGUCCAGCAGCUGCACAGGUACCCCGCCGAAACGAGCCAAGCCAUCGAGCUGAGCAUCCCCCUGCAGACCUUCCACUAUCGGAGUGGCCUGUUGAGUCUGCGCUGCGUCGUCAAGAUCGCCGGCGUCUACGAGCAGUGGAGCGAGCUUCAGUUGGGCGCCAGUCCUUGGGAACCCGUGCCCGAACGAGUCAGGUCGGACAGUGUAUGCAACCAGAGUCACAGGAUCAUCGAUUUGACGAUACUUGGCCUCCUUUUGCUUCUCCUAAGCUCGAGGUAGUCAAUGUAACACCGAACACCCAAUGGAUCGCUGCAGUAUUAAUGGAGUACGUAUUUACUUCUGCUGAUAAUUAAUUGUACAGAAUCAGGUACUUAUUUAAGAUGGCUAGUGAAUAUGUAAGUUUUACUUAUCAAUUUUUUUGUCACCCGGUUGAAAAAAAUACCAGUAAAUCAAAAUAGUAUCAACGACAUAAGCAUUAGAAUAUAAAUGAAAUUUAGGUGCCAGUAAAGUUUUGUAAAAACUCUAUCGAUCACUGACCGAAAAAACUUUCAAGUUUUCUGUUAUGAAGUAUUGACGUUGUUCGAUAUUUACUUAAUUUUUAUUUCAUUAUGUUUAUUUAUCAUGUUAUUUAUAUAAUUAAUAUUUAUUCAAAUAUUUAAUUUUAAUUUCAAUAAUUUAUUCAUCUAUUUAAUUAAUUAUUAAUUUUGUACGAAGAUAAAUAUGUCAUGCAUCCAUGUAAAGUUUUUUGUAAUGUAUAAUAUUAAAAAUACCAUUAAACGAAAAUCAAAAUAACGGUUAAUUAUUGUAUAAAAAUGAAACAUUCUUUUCAUGAAUACAAAAAUGAAUGUAAUAUGUUUCUUAUGAGAAAGAAAAACUAUAUUUUGUCAGUAUAAUCAUGCCCGUUGGACUGUUACAAACGAAGUUUAUAAAUACCCAAUAAAUUUAUCCAAUAAAAAAAUUUAUUAAAUCGAAUGAUAUAAGGCGAUGGAAAGUUCGAUAAGUAUGUAGAUAAGGCUUGAUCGAUGAAUUAAAGUCAAUUAUAUUUUCAAAUUAUUUGUAAAUAUCAUCUGAGUUAAGAAUGAAAAAUGUAUGAUACUUGAAAAUCCACGUCAACUUAAUGAUGUACAUAAUUUUAAUUUGAUUAAUAAACAGUUACAAAGUAAUGUUAAAUUUAAAUAAAAGAUAUUUUAUUGACUGGAAAACUGAAAUUAUUUAUAGUUUUACAAUAACUAGUUUUUGAAGUAUAAAAAAAAUAGGUACGACUUAGUGAGGUACAUUUGAAAGUGUUAGGUACAUGAUACAUUACAGAGUGUAAAAAGUCUUCAAAUUGCCAAUAUUUGUUCAGAUAAGGCUAAUUAUAUUCAAGGUUACUGGAUUUCAAUGAUGAUAC
Trichogramma pretiosum is the source of this 2305-nucleotide messenger RNA. RefSeq lists its product as uncharacterized. The transcript has 6 exons. The record is from RefSeq and is a predicted model, not a curated record. NCBI's taxonomy places the organism in Eukaryota, Metazoa, Arthropoda, Insecta, Hymenoptera, Trichogrammatidae. Bases 283 to 1194 code for a protein of 303 amino acids.